AGAGCUACCAGAAGGCUCAGGUUGCUCCUGAUGCGGCCGCCGGGGCCCGCGGGGCCAUUCAUAUGCUAAACACACACUCCUGAUGCCCCCGAGUCACAGGAUGAAUGAAACAGAAACACAACGAGCGCGGAGUGCAGCGCCAACACUUUGGGUUUGAACAUUUCAGCAUUUUCUCUGAAACAAAGCAGAGAGAAGGGCCGUGAUGGCGGCGGGGCCCGCUGCUCCUGGAGCCUGGAUUAUUCACAGGAAGCCUGGAGAAUGCCGCAGGGCAUCCUGACUGCACCGAGCCCAGGGAACCAGAAGCUUCAGGACUCUUCCUGCGUCCCGGAGACGGACGAGACAAACACAGCAGGUGUGAAGGAAGCGAGCGGGACGAUGCUGCGGACAGGAGUGCGUCUUCUGGCGCUGGCGCUGUGUGUUUCAGCUGGUGGAGACUUUGACUGGACCAAAAAUGAGAAAACCUCUUUCUACUACGGGACCUUCCCAACUGGUUUCUCCUGGGGAGUCGGCAGCUCAGCCUAUCAGACCGAAGGAGCGUGGAAUACAGACGGGAAAGGAAUGAGCAUCUGGGAUGUUUUUGCUCAUAAAAAAGGAAAAAUCUCCUCAAAUGAUACAGGAGACUCUUCAUGUGAAGGCUACUACAAGUUCAAGGAUGAUAUUAACCUGAUGAAGGAGAUGAAGCUGAAUCAUUAUCGCUUCUCAGUUUCCUGGCCGAGGAUUUUACCCAGCGGGUUGAGAAGUGAGCAUGUUAACGAGAAAGGAAUCAGGUAUUACAGCGACCUGAUCGAUUUGCUCCUGAACAGUAAGAUCACACCUGUGGUCACUCUGUACCACUGGGAUCUACCUCAGGUGCUGCAGGAGAAAUAUGGCGGCUGGCAGAACGCCAGCAUGGUCGGCUACUUCAACGAAUUCGCCAACUUGUGUUUUGAACGUUUUGGGAACAGAGUGAAGCACUGGAUCACCUUCAACAACCCCUGGUCCAUUUCUGUGGAAGGAUACGAAACAGGGGAGCACGCCCCCGGACUGAGGACGAGGGGCAGCGGCGCUUACAAAGCGGCUCACCACAUCAUCAAGGCCCACGCUAAAGUCUGGCACACCUACGACAUGAAGUGGAGAAGCAAGCAGAAAGGUCUGAUCGGGAUCUCCCUGAGUGCUGACUGGGGCGAACCGGUGGACGUGUCCAACCAACGGGACGUGGAAGCAGCAGAACGCUACAUCCACUUCUACCUGGGCUGGUUCGCCACGCCGCUCUUCCAUGGAGACUACCCAGCGGUCAUGAAGGAAUACAUCGGCAGGAAGAGCGGCCAGCAGGGCCUGGGCGCGUCGCGGCUGCCCGUCUUCUCGCCUCAGGAGAAGAGCUACAUCCGAGGAACCGUCGACUUCCUGGGCCUCGGACAUUACACCACCCGCUACGUCACCCAGAAGAACUACCCUUCCAGCUUCGGAGACAGUUACUUUGCAGAUCGGGACCUGGCGGAGCUGGUGGACCCAAAGUGGCCCGACCCUGGUUCUGAGUGGCUCUACUCAGUUCCCUGGGGGUUCCGGAGGUUGUUGAACUUUGUGAAGACCCAGUAUGGAAACCCGAUGAUCUACGUGACGGAGAACGGCGUCUCAGAGAAGAUGCCAUGCACCGACCUGUGUGAUGACUGGAGGAUGCAGUACUUCAGGGAAUACAUCAACGAGCUGCUGAAAGCCGUUAGAGACGGAGUCAACGUGAAGGGUUACACCGCCUGGUCUCUGCUGGACGGCUUCGAGUGGGACGAAGGUUUCUCUGAGCGCUUCGGACUCUACUUCGUGGACUUCAGGAACAAGAACAAACCUCGCUUCCCAAAAGCUUCGGUUCAGUUCUACAAACGCAUCAUCAGCUCCAACGGCUUCCCCAGCCAGAGAGAGGUGGAGAGCUGGAAGAGGAAAGCUGUGGAGACGUGUUCCUCCAGCAACCAGCUGCUGGCUGCAGAUCCACUGAUCGGCCACAUGGAGAUGGUCACAGAGAUCGUUGUUCCCACCGUCUGCACGCUCUGCAUCCUCCUCAGCGCCGUCUUCUUCAUGUUUCUGCUGCGCCGACGCCUCUGAGGAACGCCCGGGUCGGGUCGCCUUGUCUGUUUCCAUGGAAGCAGAACUCUGCAGGAACCAAUCAGAGCGUCUUCCUGUUGACCGCCCUGCCGUUCUGUUCCAGUCGGGUCAUCAAUAAACAGUCAGAACAAGCAGAAUAUGAUUAUUAAUCAAUAAAUGAUUAGUAAGCCUGGUUUACUGUUGAACUAAGACUGGACUGAACUGUUCAAACCGUUUCCGACUGGAACAAACAACCAGGCUGAACUUUGUUUUGACUGUUAUGAGUUUCAUCAUAUUUAAGCUUUUAUUGCCAGUUGUAUUUCUAAAUUUGAUAUAACAAUAAAGUGGUUUAAAUGUGCAUAUUAAAUGUGAGGAAUAUUUAGAGGGUUUGUGUAGUAUAUAAAUGUAAUAUUUUAUUUAUUUUUCAUCAAACAGCUCAUUUACCAGGUUCAUGCAGUCCUCUGCGGGAGUUCCAACCCUCCUACUGAUUAUUACACUUCAAUAAGUAUAAUAAUCACUUAUUUUUUACUUGCUGAAAAAUAAAUAUGAAACAGAUUCACUCAUGGAAAAAAUUAUUGCCCUGCAUUUUUUAAAAUUGACAUGAUAAAAAUGACCUAAUAUUUAUCAGCAGGUUCCAGAAUAAUUAAAUCCAACCUGAUGUGGACAAAAAUACAGGACAGAUUCAGCCUAUAAGCCAAGAAUAAUAAACAGUGACAGGAUGAACUCUUCGUAAGCCUAGUAUUAUUUUUUAAUUAGUUGGAGAACCUGGUAACCUCAUUCAUUUUUGCUGGGA
Messenger RNA from Xiphophorus hellerii (green swordtail), 2845 nucleotides. Its product is annotated as lactase-like protein. Lineage: Eukaryota; Metazoa; Chordata; Actinopteri; Cyprinodontiformes; Poeciliidae. The transcript has 15 exons. Bases 259 to 2073 code for a protein of 604 amino acids. Gene Ontology annotation, molecular function: hydrolase activity, hydrolyzing O-glycosyl compounds. The record is from RefSeq and is a predicted model, not a curated record. Gene Ontology annotation, biological process: carbohydrate metabolic process.